AUCAUCACCAAAGUAAAAGAUUUCUUUUCCUUCGAGUAAUUGAAAAUGGCAAUGCCACGAGUAGUUGUUGUCAUGUUGACGUUUUUUAUUUUGGGUUUAGCAUCGAAUGCUCAACUUUCCUCCACAUUUUACGACCAAAGUUGUCCUACUGCACUCACCACGAUUAGAACAGUUGUUAGGCAAACAAUUUCGCGAGAACGUCGAAUGGCUGCAUCUCUCAUUCGACUCCAUUUCCACGAUUGCUUUGUUCAAGGUUGCGAUGCAUCAAUAUUGCUUGAUGAUACUCCUUCGAUGAUUGGAGAACAAAAUGCAGCACCUAACAGAAAUUCUGCUAGAGGAUAUGGGGUGAUUCAUAAGGCUAAGACUGAAGUUGAAAAGAAAUGUCCUGGUGUUGUUUCUUGUGCCGAUAUUCUUGCUGUGGCUGCAAGAGAUGCUUCUUUUGCUGUUGGUGGUCCAUCUUGGAAAGUAAAACUUGGAAGAAGAGACUCUACUAUUGCAAGCAAAACUCUUGCAGAGAGCGAGCUUCCACAUUUCCAAGCAAGUCUUGACAAGCUUAUUUCCAUUUUUGCAAACAAAGGUCUUAGUACAAGAGAUAUGGUUGCACUAUCUGGUUCUCAUACCAUAGGACAAGCUCAAUGCUUCCUUUUUCGCAAUAGAAUAUACAACCAAAGUAAUAUUGACGUAGGGUUUGCUAGUACUCGGCGCAGAAAUUGUCCAACAUCAGGAGGGAAUGGAAAUUUGGCAUCACUUGAUUUGGUCACUCCUAAUUCAUUUGACAAUAACUAUUUCAAAAAUCUUAUUCAAAGAAAGGGCUUGCUAGAAACAGAUCAAGUUCUUUUUAAUGGAGGUUCAACAGAUAAUAUUGUUACAGAGUACAGUAGAGAUCCAACCAUAUUCAAAUCUGACUUUGCAACUGCAAUGAUUAAUAUGGGAGACAUCCAACCUCUAACUGGUUUGGAAGGACAAAUAAGAAAUAUAUGUGGUGCUAUCAACUAAACUUUUUUUGAUCUAGUAAAUGUCUCUACUUUUGGGCAACCAUAAUUUUAUUAAGUCAAUUUAUUCAUUUGUUAUGUAAUUUCAUUUUAAAAUAACUAUUUCUUGAUUUAUUCUAUUCAUAUUUUGU
Benincasa hispida (wax gourd) is the source of this 1123-nucleotide messenger RNA. Its product is annotated as lignin-forming anionic peroxidase-like. Gene Ontology annotation, biological process: response to oxidative stress; hydrogen peroxide catabolic process. NCBI's taxonomy places the organism in Eukaryota, Viridiplantae, Streptophyta, Magnoliopsida, Cucurbitales, Cucurbitaceae. Gene Ontology annotation, molecular function: peroxidase activity; heme binding. The record is from RefSeq and is a predicted model, not a curated record.